This is a messenger RNA of Linum tenue, 534 nucleotides long. NCBI's taxonomy places the organism in Eukaryota, Viridiplantae, Streptophyta, Magnoliopsida, Malpighiales, Linaceae. The record is from the annotation of a GenBank genome assembly.
AUGAGCUUCCAUGCCGCAACCAACCCGCCAGGCGGCGUGUGGCAAGAGAACGUCUCCAACUCCACCGAGGGCUUCGGCUGCGAGGACACGAACAGCACCCUGUGCAUGGCCGGGACGUCGGUCCACGCUUACAGAGACCCGGAAGUGCUCUACAUCUUCAUGGGGCUCAACACGACGGCGUUUGGCGCGUCCCUGUGCGUCAUGCUUCUCAUCAUCGGCGGGUUCCCUCUCAGGAAGAGGUUCUUCGUCUGGCUGCUGGCGCAAGCGAUUUGCUGGGCCAUGGGCUGCAUGACGGCUGCUUUUGCGUUUGGCGCGCUGUUGGUGACGCCCACUAAGGACGACGCGCGAGUUCGAGUCGGGUGGGUGAUGUUGAAACUUCUGGGCGCCUGGUUGGUGCUGACUCUGGUGAUUAGCCUGCUCGACACGUUUCGGUUUCUCAUCUGGUUUGGGAGAAAGUCGUGGAAGGUCGGACGAAGAGCAGUGGCCUGUUGUUGUUGUGUUUGUGCAAGGCCCGGUGGUGAUCAUGUUGUCUAA